AUGACACCCGCUACACAGCCCGAAUCUUCCUUUGGGCCUUCGCCCUUGCCAUUGCAGUCCUACCCGGCGACCCCCGGAUCUGCGGUCGCUGCGCCCGAAAGUAGAUCGGAUUUACUGCAUUUUCUAGCUGACUCGCCAAAUGAAAUGCCAAAUGUUGAUACAGAUGACUGGGCAUCCGAUCUUGAAUUGAUGCAUCACUACUGCACCGUGACAUGCACGACCCUGACAGUUCGGGAAGACGCACGACAUGUUUGGCGCGUUGUCCUGCCGAUUGAAGGUUAUUCGAAUAAAUACUUGAUGCAUGGAAUUUUGGCUUUAUCGGCCUUGCAUCGCGCUCACCUUUACCCAGCCCAGAGAGAAAAAUAUAUCAAAGCGACGGCGUACCACCAGGCAGCUGGGUUGAAGCAGUUUCGCGAGUUGAUUGCCUCUCCAAUCGACCCCAGCAAUUGGCAGCCCGUCUUUUGCUUUUCAUCCAUGAUCAUGGUGUAUGUUUGUGCUUCGCCGGUACGGAUAGGCGAGCGCUGGCCUGCUCCCAUAUUGAACAUGGCAGAACUAUUUUCUGUCGUCAAAGGAAUGCAGAGUAUCAUGGAGCCAUGGUUGCACAGCCUCCGAAAGACUCAGCUUGCCCCGCUUGUGAAUAGUGUCUAUCUCGAGAGUGAAAUGCUCAUUCCAAGCCCGGCGGCAAUGCAGCAAUCUCUGCUUCCUCCUGGUGCACACGAGCACCUAUCUCUUCUGCAUAAAUUUGUUGAUGAAUAUCCAUUCCCCGAAUCCCAAGAGAGUUCUGAUACAGCUGACGGACCACCGGUUCCUGACCACCGGGCGGAUUACAAGAAUGCUCUAAAGUAUUUCGAAAACUCUACACGUCAAAUUGACUUAGCGGGACCACACGUUGAGAUUGGCAUGGUUCUUAUGUGGGCUUACUCACUGUCCAAGCGGUUCCGUGGUGAUCUAGAAGCAUACCGACCACCUGCUCUAGUUCUCCUUGCCUACUGGUGCAUGCUGCUGCACCUUGUUGAGCAUUCCUGGUUCAUCAAUGGUGCUUCAAGAGAGCUGCUUCAAGAUAUUGAAGACAAGAUCCAUCCAGCGUUCAAAGAUUGGUUGGUAUGGCCAAAAAGAUGGGUCUUUGGGCCGUGA
This is a messenger RNA of Penicillium brevicompactum, 1134 nucleotides long. RefSeq lists its product as uncharacterized. The transcript has 2 exons. NCBI's taxonomy places the organism in Eukaryota, Fungi, Ascomycota, Eurotiomycetes, Eurotiales, Aspergillaceae. Bases 1 to 1134 code for a protein of 377 amino acids. The record is from RefSeq and is a predicted model, not a curated record. Gene Ontology annotation, biological process: regulation of transcription by RNA polymerase II. Gene Ontology annotation, molecular function: DNA-binding transcription activator activity, RNA polymerase II-specific.